Molecule: messenger RNA, 2341 nt
Organism: Rhinolophus ferrumequinum (greater horseshoe bat)
Lineage: Eukaryota; Metazoa; Chordata; Mammalia; Chiroptera; Rhinolophidae
Product: stromelysin-1-like
Exons: 10
Coding region: 59-1480 (473 amino acids)
Biological process (GO): collagen catabolic process; proteolysis; extracellular matrix organization
Cellular component (GO): extracellular matrix
Molecular function (GO): zinc ion binding; metalloendopeptidase activity
Source: RefSeq, a predicted model, not a curated record
AGAAGACAGGCAAAAAGCAAGGACUAAGACCACACCGAGCUGAGUAAAGCGAGUGGAAAUGAAGAACCUUCCAAUGCUGCUGUUGCUGUGUGUGGCAGUUUGCUCAGCCUAUCCACUGAAGGGAGCUGCCAGGGACGGGGAUGACAGCAUGGACCUUGUUCAGCACUACCUAGAAAAGUACUACAACCUCGCAAAGGAUGUGAAACUCUUUGCUAGAAGACAGGACAGUAGUCCUGUUGUCAGAAAAAUCCAAGAAAUGCAGAAGUUCCUGGGGUUGAAGGUCACUGGGAAGCUGAACUCCGACACUCUGGAGGUGAUGCAGAAGCCCAGGUGCGGAGUUCCUGAUGUAGGGCGCUUCAGUACCUUUCCUGGCAUGCCAAGGUGGAGGAAAACUCACCUUACCUACAGGAUUGUGGAUUAUACACUGGAUUUGCCAAGAGACGCUGUUGAUUCUGCCAUUGAGAAAGCUGUGAAAGUCUGGGAGAAGGUGACUCCACUUACAUUCUCCAGGAUUUAUGAAGGAGAGGCUGACAUAAUGAUCACUUUUGCAGUUAGAGAUCACGGAGACUUUUAUCCUUUUGAUGGACCUGGAAUGGUUUUGGCUCAUGCCUACCCACCCGGGCCGGGGAUUAAUGGAGAUGCCCACUUUGAUGAUGAUGAACAAUGGACAAAGGACACAUCAGGGACCAAUUUAUUCUAUGUUGCUGCCCAUGAACUUGGCCAUUCCCUGGGUCUCCAGCACUCAGCCAAUGCUGAGGCUUUGAUGUACCCCGUCUACAACACAGACCUGGCCCAGGUCCGCCUUUCUCAAGAUGAUGUGAAUGGCAUUCAGUCCUUGUAUGGACCUCCCCCUACUUCCCCUGCUGACCCUGUGGUGCCCACAGAAUCUGUACCUCCUGAGACACCAGACAUGUGUGAUCCUACUUUGUCCUUCGAUGCAGUCAGCACUCUGAGGGGAGAAAUCCUCUUCUUUAAAGACAGACAUUUUUGGCGCAAAUCCUUAAGGACUCUUGAACCUGGAUUUUAUCUGCUGUCUUCGUUUUGGCCAUCUCUUCCUUCAGGAAUAGAUGCUGCAUAUGAAGUUACUAGCAAGGAUACUGUUUUCAUUUUUAAACAAAACCAGUUCUGGGCCAUCAGAGGAAAUGAGGUACAAGCAGGUUACCCUAGAGGCAUCCAUACGCUGGGCUUUCCUCCAACAGUAAGGAAAAUAGAUGCAGCCCUUUUUGAUAAGGAAAAGAAGAAAUCAUACUUCUUUGUAGAGGACAAAUACUGGAGAUUUGAUGAGAAGAAACAGUCCAUGGAUCCAGGUUUUCCCAGGCAAAUAGUUGAAGACUUUCCAGGGAUUGAACCAAAGGUUGAUGCUGUUUUUGAAUCAUUUGGGUUUUUCUAUUUCUUCAAUGGAUCUUCACAGUUGGAGUUUGACCCAAAUGCAAAGAAAGUGACGCAUGUUUUGAAGAGUAACAGCUGGUUAAAUUGUUAGAAGAAAGGCUUAGAAGACACAGCAUGGGCAUUUUAAAUGAAGCUAAUAAUUCUUCGCCUAUGUCUUUGUGGAUUGAACUGGUGCAUUUUCUCCUGAAUGUGUUCUGACUGAGAAUGCGAGUGCGAACUGCGCAUCUUGUCAGUCAGCUUCACGUAUUACAGGACAUUCACACCAAUUGCUGAACUUGCACUUUGUUCACACGGAGUAAUCGUCCUCAGAAAGGCGAAGCACUCAUGUGUAACAGACAAGGGGUUGUAUAUAGAUUAUUUGCUUGUUAUUUAAUAAAGAGGAUCUGUCAUUUCUUUUAUUUUAUUGUUUUCUUUGUUUCAAGAACAAUCUCGGGCACAUUAUGGGCUGAGCAGUAGACAGUCUGAGGUACUCAGCCACUGGAGGUGGCAGGAUGGGGUCUCCAUGGCUGCGGCCUCAGAACGGGCUCAUCCAAAACUAAAGACCACUUACUAUUUGCCCUCCUGAAGGUGUCCUACAAACAGGAUGCUUAUUUUCACCACCCAUACAUCAUCUGUGUUCCUGACAUACCCUAUGAGAAAGAUCUAGGGCAGUUGUCACCUUGUAGGGCAUGAUCUGGGAAAAAAUCGUGAAGCUGAAUCCUAUAAUUAUAGCAAAUCAUCUAGAUCACUCACUUCAUUUUUCAGGUUGCAAAGUUAAACCUGUUCUUCAUUUUUCCCAUUUACUUAUAUAUUACCUCCGUGGAGCCUGUUUCCUACCUUAGCAAACAAGUUAGCUCAUAACCAUUCUAUUUCCACAUGCAAAUAUCCUCUUGUGAUCAUUUUGUACUGUCCAUGCUAGAAGUCUAUGGGCAAAUGCUUAUCCUAAGACGGGUUUAUUGCCCCUAAGUACUGC